Helobdella robusta is the source of this 885-nucleotide messenger RNA. RefSeq lists its product as hypothetical. The coding region runs from base 298 to 885 and encodes 195 amino acids. The record is from RefSeq and is a predicted model, not a curated record. Lineage: Eukaryota; Metazoa; Annelida; Clitellata; Rhynchobdellida; Glossiphoniidae. The transcript has 7 exons.
ACUCAGGUUAGUUACUUCCAUCCCGGCCCACCACCGCGGUUCUAUACCAUCGAUACUUCUAGAGAACAUAAAGACCCCCAAACAGCUGCUACCGUUGCUGUUACUGCCGCUACUCAAAUAGCCACUACAGCUGUUCCAGCUGCUGCACCAGCUGCUUAUCCUCAGCCUCCGCAAGUUACUGCCGCUGCUUAUUCGUACCCACAAGCCGCUCCAGCUGCUUCAGCUGCUUAUCCCUAUCCACAAGCUGCUACAGUUGAUCCAUCUGCUUAUUUGCAACAACCACCAGCUGACCCGUCAAUGGAUCCAUACACUGCGGCCGCCUACGCAGCGUACGGUGCUUACGGCUACCCACAGCCGGUAGCCGCUCCAGCCCUAGCUCUGCCACCGAUUCAGCCAUAUUCCUACCCCUCCUACCAAGAAUACCAACAGGAGCCUUUGUACGUGCCCCAACCAUACUAUCAAGAGGAACCUUAUUAUGAAUAUGCAAGUGAACCCCAACAGCCACAGCCUGUGCCCAUUAUUAUCACAAACACCAACACCAAUGGCGGAGGCAAGCCGAAACACCCGGUCAUCAUCAAGUACAAAAAGAGGGACACAGAAAAACGUGAGGAGGAGCCAAAACCGCCAGCGCCUAAGAAAACUUCCGGUAGGAUUGUUUACGCAGAACCCCAAAAAUCUGAUUGGGUGAUGGUGAAGAAGGUUUCAAAGUCCGACGACUCUGAUAAGAAGAAGAAGAAGAAGAAGAAAGCGGCUCCCAAAUAUAGGGUGGUGACAACCAGCAAGGAUGAUGACGAUGAUGAAGAUGAUGACGAUGAAGAUGACGAGGAAGAAGAAGAAAUGGACCCCGACAUAAGGAAGAUACUAAAGCAGCUUAACCUAAAAUAA